AUGUCCAAUGCCACACCAGGAUACGGUGUUACGGAUGCAGCAGACUCAUCUCAGGAUCAUGAGGUGGCCAAUGCCGAGAGCGCCGCGGGACAGACUACUGUGGUCGACUCGAACGACACGCAGCAUCGCCUCGCCGUUGAGAUGUAUAGAUCCUACAGCACGACGGGAAAGUUGGAGUACCUUGUGAAAGCUGUCAAGGUCAUGCACGAACUGGUAGGGGCUGGCGUAGAAUCUACCAACGGAGAACAUCUCAGUGACUUCGGCGGCAUGUUGUUGACUCUCCAUGUCCGUUUGGGGAAACUUCCCCACCUCGAGCUAGCGAUUAUAGCACUCGCGCGCGCUGUCGACCUUACUGCCGACCACCAUCCCGAUAAGCCGGGACGGCUCAGCAACCUUGGCGCGUGUUUGCAGUACCGUUUUCAGCAGCUUGGAGAGCUCGAUGAUCUCGAGAAUUCCAUCGCUGCCCAUCGUCGAGGGAUCGAGCUUACCCCAGCCCCCACUCUCCGAGCCGGACAGCUCACAAACUUGGGAUCUUCCUUAACGAAGCUGUUCGAGCAUAAUGGCGCACUUGACACACUUGACGAGGCCAUCUCUGUUCACCGACGUGCCGUUGACCUAACAUGGAAAGGCCAUCCCGAGCAAGCGAGCCAUCUCAACAACCUCGGCAUAGCGCUAUAUAGCCGCUUUGAACGCGUCGCCGAUCUUCGUGAUCUUGAGGCGUCUAUUUCAACGCAUCGGCGUGCAACUGAAGUUGUGCCGAGAACCAGCCCCUAUCGAGCAACAUUCCUCAACAAUCUUUGCACGUCUCUAGUAGCUCGGUAUGAGCUGGUUGGUGACUUGACCGACAUUGAUGGUGCCAUCGCAGCUGCUAAGGGUGCCCUCGAGAUCACGCCGGACGGUGACCCUGAUAAAGCCGCGUAUCUGAAGGACCUCUCCGCAUGUCUCCUGAGACGCUUCGGUCGCACCGGUGCACUGGACGAUCUCGAGGACUCAAUCUCCACGGCCCGUUCUGCUACAGACCUGGUACCGGAUGACCACCCCAAGAAGCCCGCAUACUUCAACUCGCUCGGUGCAGCCCUGAUGGCUCGCUUUGAGCAUGCCGGCGAGCCGAGCGACCUCGAGGCCGCCAUCUCGGCCCUCCAGCACGCGGUGGAACUUUCUCCAGACGGUCAUGUCGAUAAACCCAACCGGCUCUCUAACCUGGGUAAUGCCCUGCAGAAGCGCUUCAAACGUUUCGGCGCCAUUGAGGACAUUGACGCCGCCGUCACAGCUCUGCGCAGUGCCGCCGAUCUCACGCCUGACGACGACGCAGACAAGCCAGGGCAGCUGAAUAAUCUUGCAAUAGGCUUCCAGACACGCUUCAACCGCUUGGAUGGACUUAACGACCUAAACGAUGCUGUCGCAACGCACCACCGGUCCUUGGAACUCACCCCGAAUGGAUCACCCGCCAAGCCAGGACGGUUCCACAAUCUUGGAGUCACUUUACAAAGUCGUUACGAUCGCUUAGGGGACAUGGACGACUUGAAUAAGGCUAUUGCAGCCAAGCAGGAGGCGCUACAGCUAUUGGUCGGCGAGCUUCCUGGGAAACCAUCAUUACUCCACAGCUUCGGAAACUCCCUACAGUGUCGCUUCGAACGGCUCGGCGACAUGGAUGAUCUUGAUAGAGCCAUUUCAGCGCACCUUCGAGCUGUAGAGGCAACACCGGAUGCCCGACCGCUCAAACCUAGCUUCCUGAACAGCCUCGGUGGCGCGUUACUAUCCCGCUUCGAGCGCACCGGCGAGUCUGAGAUGCUCAGUAGCGCCAUCUCCGCCCGGGCCCAGGCGGUCAAAUUGACGCCUGAUGGUCAUCCUGACAUGUCACUCCGCCUGAACAGUUUCGGGAUCACACUCCAAGCCCUCUACGAGAAUACUGGCGACCUUGAAGAUCUCGAUAAAGUGAUAACUGUCAAGCGGCAGGCGGUCGAGCUAACACCCGACGAUCACCCCGAUAAACCUCAUCGGCUGAACAACCUCGGCAACUCAUUGCAAAGACGGUUUGCUCAUGCCGGAGAGCUGUCAGAUCUCGAGGCUGCCAUCUCGACUGCUCGUCUGGCCGUCCAGUUGAUCCCGGAUGGCCACCGCGACAAGCUCGAGAUACUCUUCAACCUCGGUUGUUCUCUCGAGCUCAUGUUCGGCCGAGACAAAGAUCGAGACAGCUUCAACGCCGCUAUUGACUGCUUGCUCGCCGCGACGAGGCAGCCUCUAGGGAACCCCUACCAUCGAGUAUCUGCUGCGAACAAGUGCGUGGGAAUGUUCGCUGAACACCCGGACUUCAGCCGCGUGGACGCCAUUUUGGAGGCACACUCCUGCGUCCUCGAUACCCUUCCUGGUAUCGUAUGGCUUGGCCAUGACGUCAGUCGGCGCUACGAAGAGUCGGCACGGCUAGGUGGCCUCGCAAGCGCCGCUGUCGCCGCUGCCAUAGAAGCCGGAGCGCUAUCAAAGGCCGUAGAAUGGCUCGAGGCAGGACGUUCGCUUGUGUGGUCCCAGAUCAUGUCACUGCGUGCACCUCUCGAAGAGGUUGAAAAGAGCUAUCCCGACCUUGCGCAAUCUUUGCGUGCCAUACAGCAAGAGUUGCAGCAGUCGGGCUUUGUCUCCGAUGUACCUACGCAUGUCUCCCCGGUGGCAAAGGGUGGACUCGACGGCUUCUCGUACCUUGCCUCCAAUACGGAUGGGGACCGCCAUCGCGCUCUUGCCGUCGAGUAUGAGCGACUUCUCACGGAGGUUCGCGCUUGCCCGGGCUUCGAAGACUUCUUGCGCCCGAAGAAGCUCUCCGCUCUCCUAGCAGAUCCUGCCUCUAUCGCCAAUCCCUUCGUGUUCAUCAACGUACACUCAACCCGCUGCGAUGCUCUCAUCCUUUUAGCAGGCGGUGGGCUGAUCCUUGUUCCGCUUCCUGCACUUUCCCUGGAGCGCGCACAGAAGUUACGGACACUAUGUACCGCCAGUCUUGAGAAGAAAGCCAUGCGCGAGCGUGGAUCUGUGGCGCAGGACAUGGUAGAAUACCAGAAAUCCAACCCAUUCAUGCGUUUGGCGGAGCUCAUGUGGCAUUGGAUCGUUGAACCUAUUCUGAAAUCCAUCGACCUCUCGGUUACGACCAUCGGAACCCUGCCCCGUAUCAUCUGGUGUCCCACAGGGCCACUCACGCAGUUGCCCCUCCAUGCCGCUGGAGUAUACGACAAGCCCUCGGGUCCUCGCGCUUUCGACAUCAUCGUAUCAUCUUACACACCAUCCCUCUCCGCAUAUAUGCGCUGCAAAUCAGACAUUCAGAAGAGGGAGCGUCGUGAUCCUAGCGUUCUGAUUGUCACACAACCCAGCACGGCACGAUUUGCUCCGCUUCCGGGAACCAGAGCGGAGAGCCGUCGUCUGCUCGAGGUUCUAGGACGCAGACAGGUUUCGAACACCCUGCUUGAUCAUGACCAAGCUACGGUUUCUGCCGUCAAGAGUGCAAUCAAUAGUCACUCCUGGGUCCAUCUUGCUUGCCACGGGUCCCAGGAUCAAGAUGAUCCGACGAAGAGCGCCUUCGCGUUGUUCGAUGGCCCGCUAUCACUAUCGACUCUCAUGCGCACGGAGGCGGAUCACGUCGAGCUUGCAUUCCUCUCGGCGUGUCAAACCGCCACGGGCGACGAUGAUAACCUCGAGGAGUCCGCACACCUAGCUGCGGGCAUGCUCGCUGUCGGGUUCAAGGGCGUCAUUGCGACGAUGUGGUCGAUUGGAGAUGACGAAGCUCCGAUAGUCGUGGGGGCAUACUAUUCCCGAUUGCUCGAGCUUCGUGGCCCAGGAGCCAUCAGUGGUGGGAAUACGGGCGCGGCGUAUGCGCUUCACGAAGCGGUGAAGGGAUUGAGAGAGGUGGUCGGCGAGACGGACUUGGCGAAAUGGGCUCCUUUCGUACAUCUCGGAGCCUGA
Peniophora sp. CBMAI 1063 is the source of this 3939-nucleotide messenger RNA. The record is from the annotation of a GenBank genome assembly. Lineage: Eukaryota; Fungi; Basidiomycota; Agaricomycetes; Russulales; Peniophoraceae.